GUAGAUGUGAUCCUAGAAGGUCAAGAAAUAUUUUGGAAUCAUGGCUUCAGUUGAUCCAAAUGAUUUAGCUGGUGAUUUAACUCAAAACUUGGAAAACUCCCUAAAAGAAGAAAAGGCCAGAAAUGAAUCAGACUCAGAUAAAAAAUCCUUCAUCAAAGAUGAUAAUUGUGGUAUUAAUAAAAAGGAUUAUCAUGAAAAUGAAAACUCUCAGCAUCAAAAAUGCGGAACUGAUGUACCAGUAGAUGAAGUUGAAGCAGGAGAAAGUGACUCUGAUGUAGAUAAAUGUACAAAACCGGAUGAGAAUGAUAUAGUUGUAGAUGAGGAAUACAUGAAGAAAUUAGAAGAAAAAAUGUCAGAAGAAGAAAAACAGGUUAGAAAAGAUGAAGCCCAGGCACUUAAAGCAAAUGGGAACAGCCACUUUAAGGCCAGUGAGUUUCAACUUGCUAUUUGCUCAUAUACCCAGGCACUCCAGACAUGUCCACUUUGUUUUCAAAAGGAAAGGGCUAUCAUGUAUUCCAACAGAGCUGCAUGUAGACUCCAUUUAGUAAGUUUUUGA
Molecule: messenger RNA, 556 nt
Organism: Lingula anatina
Lineage: Eukaryota; Metazoa; Brachiopoda; Lingulata; Lingulida; Lingulidae
Product: tetratricopeptide repeat protein 1-like
Molecular function (GO): protein binding
Source: RefSeq, a predicted model, not a curated record